Molecule: messenger RNA, 1377 nt
Organism: Eurytemora carolleeae
Lineage: Eukaryota; Metazoa; Arthropoda; Copepoda; Calanoida; Temoridae
Exons: 3
Coding region: 349-1350 (333 amino acids)
Source: RefSeq, a predicted model, not a curated record
CUGCUAGUUUUGGCUAACGCAGGAAAAUAAGUAAAUUUUUUGGGAAAAAUAUAAUAUUUUUCCCUGCAAUGGCAAUAUUAUGUUUUCCCAACUUGUCUAUGGCUUGACUUAGGUAAGAAUUCUGGUUUUGUAACUGAUACAUGUACUUUGUAUUAAAUGCUCAAAAUACCAUGCUCCCCCAACCUACCUUGUAAGUUCAAUAUGUACAUACCCAUAUAUUUAUGAAUAUUUAAUGUUUGCUUUCCUAGCUAAUUUUCUCUAGUAAUGGAACUUUAUUGUACAAAUAGUUGAUCUGUAAAUAAAUUUUCUUACUAUACCUCAAUCCCCCUCGCCAACAAGUUGGAAAUCAUGAAAUCCAACAAAACCAUCCAACUCUUUAUCAAAAUUGGAUUUCUUCCAUUGGCAAAAGAUAAAGAUGGUCAACCUAAAGUAAAUUUAUCAAACAAGAUGUAUCUUCUCAUCAAUCUGUUCCGCAUCUUGCCUUUAACUGUCUACCUCUACUUAAGUAUUAGCGACCUUCUAAGUGAAGACCUUAACAUGAAGUCUGUGAUUUCAUCCUCAUUCAAGGCAGUGGGAUAUAUAGGCGGAUCUGGUUUGGCAGUUAUCCUUGCUUUAACUGGACAACGCUUAGGACCAGAUGCCUUGAUGGGUAUAAGUGAACCAUGUUGCUGGAAAAAUUUUAUACUGAUUGGAAUUGUUAUGUCACUCUAUGUUUUUGGAAAUCUUAUGAUGGAGGUGCCAUUAUUCCUAAAACAGAGCACUCUUGUGGAACUGUUAUCUUUCACUUUUGCACUUAUUUCCAUCACUUUGUUAGUAAUUUUGGACUAUGGGGUUCUGAUGGUAACUAGUUUUCUAUGGGUCAAAGAUUUAAAAACUAAGCUGAAUAUUCUGAUCCAUGCAACCAUUGUAUCUGCUGAGACAUUUGAAGAAAUUCUGCUUGAUUUUGAAAGGUUAAGACAUUCUAUGAAAAUUCUAACAACCUUUUUUUUCCCCUUCACCCAAGCAUUGGCAAUCACCUCAUCAUAUCUGGGAUUUGUUGCAGAAGAUGUAUAUAGCUAUGGCAGUCUUCUACCUACAUUAGGAAUCGUCAUUAGUUUGAACACUGUUGUUAAUGUCCUUGAGGAUCUUUAUGAUCUAAUGGAGGAAGCUGCUGACAAGGCAGAGAAACAAGGUCUUCAAUCAACAACUCUCCGAGAAAUGCAAAGGUUUAUUACUGUGGCCGCCAAGAUUAAGAGAGUUGGAACUUUCACAGGCUUUGGAUUCUUCUCCAUUCAACGUGACACUUUGACUGCUAUGCUAUCAACCACCAUUACCUAUAUCAUUAUCCUGUUCCAAUCUAUUAAAACUUAAAGUUUACAAUAAAUUAUUGACGCAUGA